AUGAACGAAGUGAACGUGGACGUGGUCGUGGACGUGGACUUAGACGUGGACGUGGUCGUGGACGUGGACGUGGACGUGGACGUGGACGUGGUCGUGGACGUGGACGUGGACGUGGACGUGGUCGUGGACGUGGACGUGGUCGUGGACGUGGACGUGGACGUGGUCGUGGACGUGGACGUGGACGUGGACUUGGACUUGGACGUAGACGUGGACGUGGAGGUGGACGUGGAGGACGUGGACGUGGACGUGGAGGACGUGGACGUGGACGUGGACGUGGUCGUGGACGUGGACGUGGUCGUGGACGUGGACGUGGACGUGGACGUGGUCGUGGACGUGGACGUGGACGUGGACAUGGACGUGGACCUGGACGUGGACGUGGACGUGGACGUGGACGUGGACGUGGUCGUGGACGUGGACGUGGACGUGGACGUGGUCGUGGACGUGGACGUGGUCGUGGACGUGGACGUGGACGUGGACUUGGACGUGGACCUGGACGUGGACGUGGACGUGGACGUGGUCGUGGACGUGGACGUGGACUUGGACGUGGACGUGGACAUGGACGUGGACGUUGACGUGGACGUUGACGUGGACGUGGACGUGGACGUGGUCGUGGAUGUGGACGUGAACGUCGACGUGGACGUGGACGUGGACGUGGACGUGGACGUGGACGUGGACGUGGUCGUGGACGUGGUCGUGGACGUGGACGUGGACGUGGACGUGGACUUGGACGUGGACGUGGAUGUGGUCGUGGACUUGGAAGUGGACGUGGUCGUGGACGUGGUCGUGGACGUGGACGUGGACGUGGAAGUGGACGUGGUCGUGGACGUGGUCGUGGACGACGUGGACGUGGACGUGGACGUGGAGAACGAGGACGUGGACGUGGAGGACGAGGACGUGGGCGUGGACGUGGACGUGGUCGUGGUCGUGGACGUGGAGGUGGACGUGGACGUGGACUUGGACGUGGACGUGGUUGUGGACGUGGUCGUGGACGUGGUCGUGGACGUGGACGUGGACGUGGACGUGGACGUGGACGUGGACGUGGACGUUGACGUGGACGUGGUCGUGGACGUGGUCGUGGACUUGGACGUGGACGUGGACGUGGACGUGGUCGUGGACGUGGACGUCGACAUGGUCGUGGACGUGGUCGUGGACGUGGACGUGGACGUGGACGUGGUCGUGGACGUGGACGUGGUCGUGGACGUGGACGUGGACGUGGUCGUGGACGUGGACGUGGACGUGGACUUGGACGUAGACGUGGACGUAGAGGUGGACGUGGAGGACGUGGACGUGGACGUGGAGGACGUGGACGUGGACGUGGCCGUGGACGUGGACUUGGACGUAGACGUGGACGUGGAGGUGGACGUGGAGGACGUGGACGUGGACGUGGAGGACGUGGACUUGGACGUCGACGUGGACGUGGACGUGGUCGUGGACGUGGACGUGGUCGUGGACGUGGACGUGGUCGUAGACGUGGACGUGGACGUGGACGUGGACGUGGACGUGGACAUGGACGUCGACCUGGACGUGGACGUGGUCGUGGACGUGGACGUGGACGUGGACGUGGACGUGGUCGUGGAGGUGGACGUGGACGUGGACGUGGACGUGGUCGUGGACGUGGAGGUGGACGUGGACGUGGUCGUGGACGUGGACGUGGUCGUGGACGUGGACGUGGACGUGGUCGUGGACAUGGACAUGGACGUGGACUUGGACGUAGACGUGGACGUGGAGGUGGACGUGGAGGACGUGGACGUGGACGUGGAGGACGUGGACGUGGACGUGGAGGACGUGGACGUGGACGUGGACGUGGACGUGGUCGUGGACGUGGACAUGGUCGUGGACGUGGACGUGGACGUGGACGUGGACGUGGACGUGGACCUGGACCUGGACCUGGACCUGGACGUGGACGUGGACGUGGACGUGGACGUGGUCGUGGACGUGGACGUGGACGAGGACGUGGACGUGGUCGUGGACGUGAACAUGGUCGUGGACGUGGACGUGGACGUGGACCUGGACGUGGACCUGGACGUGGACGUGGACGUGGACGUGGUCGUGGACGUGGACGUGGACUUGGACGUGGACGUGGACGUGGACAUGGACGUGGACAUGGACGUGGACUUGGACGUGGACGUGGACGUGGACGUGGACGUGGACGUGGACGUGGACGUGGACGUGGACGUGGACGUGGAAGUGGACGUGGUCGUGGACGUGGACGUGGACGUGGACGUGGACUUGGACGUGGACGUGGAUGUGGUCGUGGACUUGGAAGUGGACGUGGUCGUGGACGUGGUCGUGGACGUGGACGUGGACGUGGAAGUGGACGUGGUCGUGGACGUGGACGUGGACGUGGACGUGGACGUGGUCGUGGACGUGGACGUGGACGUGGACGUGGACGUGGACGUGGACGACGAGGACGUGGACGUGGACGUGGAGGACGAGGACGUGGACGUGGACUUGGACGUGGACGUGGACGUGGACGUGGACUUGGACGUGGAUGUGGACGUGGACGUGGUCGUGGAUGUGGACGUGGACGUGUACGUGGACGUGGACGUGGACGUGGACGUGGACGUGGACGUGGACGUGGUCGUAGACGUGGACGUGGACGUGGACGUGGACGUGGACAUGGACGUGGACGUGGACGUGGACGUGGUCGUGGACGUGGACGUGUACGUGGAGGACGAAGACGUGGACGUGGACGUGGAGGACGAGGACGUGGACGUGGACUUGGACGUGGACGUGGACGUGGACUUGGACGUGGACGUGGACGUGGACGUGGACGUGGUCGUGGACGUGGACGUGGACGUGGACAUGUACGUGGACGUGGUCGUGGACGUGGACGUGGACAUGGACGUGGACCUGGACGUGGACGUGGACGUGGACGUGGUCGUGGACGUGGACGUGGACGUGGACGUGGUCAUGGACGUGGACGUGGACGUGGUCGUGGACGUGGACGUGGACGUGGACGUGGUCGUGGACGUGGAGGUGGACGUGGACGUGGACUUGGACGUGGACGUGGACGUGGACGUGGACGUGGAAGUGGACGUGGUCGUGGACGUGGACGUGGACGUGGACGUGGACGUGGACGUGGACGUGGACGUGGAAGUGGACGUGGACGUGGACGUGGACGUGGACGUGGACGUGGACGUGGACGUGGACAUGGACGUGGACCUGGACGUGGACGUAAACGUGGACGUGGACGUGGUCGUGGACGUGGACGUGGACGUGGACGUGGUCAUGGACGUGGACGUGGACGUGGACGUGGACGUGGACGUGGACGUGGACGUGGACGUGGACGUGGACCUGGACGUGGACGUGGACGUGGUCGUGGACGUGGACGUGGACGUGGACGUGGUCAUGGACGUGGACGUGGACGUGGACGUGGUCGUGGACGUGGACGUGGACGUGGACGUGGUCGUGGACGUGGAGGUGGACGUGGACGUGGACUUGGACGUGGACGUGGACGUGGACGUGGACGUGGAAGUGGACGUGGUCGUGGACGUGGACGUGGACGUGGACGUGGACGUGGAAGUGGACGUAGACGUGGACGUGGACGUGGACGUGGACGUGGACGUGGACGUGGACGUGGACGUGGACAUGGACGUGGACCUGGACGUGGACGUGGACGUGGACGUGGACGUGGUCGUGGACGUGGACGUGGACGUGGACGUGGUCCUGGACGUGGACGUGGACGUGGACGUGGUCGUGGACGUGGACGUGGACGUGGACGUGGUCGUGGACGUGGAGGUGGACGUGGACGUGGACGUGGACGUGGACGUGGACGUGGACGUGGAAGUGGACGUGGUCGUGGACGUGGACGUGGACGUGGACGUGGACGUGGUCAUGGACGUGGACGUGGUCGUGGACGUGGACGUGGAGGACGUGGACGUGGACGUGGACGUGGACGUGGACGUGGACGUGGACUUGGACGUGGACUUGGACGUGGACGUGGACGUGGACGUGGACGUGGACGUGGAUGCGGACGUGGACUUGGACAUGGACGUGGACGUGGAGGACGUGGACGUGGACGUGGACGUGGACGUGGAUGCGGACGUGGACGUGGACGUGGAUGCGGACGUGGACGUGGACGUGGACGUGGACGUGGAGGACGUGGACGUGGACGUGGACGUGGACGUGGACGUGGACGUGGACUUGGACGUGGACUUGGACGUGGACGUGGACGUGGACGUGGACGUGGACGUGGACGUGGACGUGGACUUGGACAUGGACUUGGACGUGGACGUGGACGUGGACGUGGACGUGGUCGUGGACGUGGACGUGGACGUGGACGUGGACGUGGACCUGGACCUGGACGUGGACGUUGACGUGGACUUGGACGUGGACGUGGACGUGGACGUGGUCGUGGACGUGGACCUGGACGUGGACGUGGUCGUGGACGUGGACGUGGACGUGGUCGUGGACGUGGACGUGGUCGUGGACGUCGAAGUGGACAUGGACGUGGACGUGGACGUGGACGUGGAUGCGGACGUGGACGUGGACCUUGACGUGGAGGAUGUGGACGUCGAUGUGGACGUGGACAUGGACGUGGACGUGGACGUGGACGUGGAGGACGAGGAUGUGGACGUGGACGUGGAGGACGAGGAUGACGUGGACGUGUACGUGGACGUGGUCGUGGACGUGGACGUGGACCUGGACGUGGACCUGGACGUGGACGUGGACGUGGACGUGGACGUGGUCGUGGACGGGGACGUGGACGUGGACGUGGACGUGGAGGACGAGGACGUGGACGUGGAGGACGAGGAUGUGGACGUGGACUUGGACAUGGACGUGAAAGGACGUGGACGUGGUCAACUGGACGUGGACGUGGACGUGGACGUGGUCGUGGACGUGGACGUGGACGUGGUCAUGGACGUGGACGUGGACGUGGACGUGGUCGUGGUCGUGCACGUGGACGUGGACGUGGUCGUGGACGUGGACGUGGACGUGGACGUGGUCGUGGACGUGGACGUGGACGUGGUCGUGGACGUGGACGUGGACGUGGACGUGGUGGUAGACGUGGUGGUGGACGUAGACGUGGACGUGGACGUGGACGUGGUGGUGAACGUGGUCGUGGACGUGGACGUGAACGUGGACGUGGUUGUGGACAUGGACGUGGACGUGGACGUGGACGUGGUCGUGGUCGUGGACGUGGACGUGGACGUGGACGUGGACGUGGACGUGGACGUGGACGUGGACGUGGACGUGGAAGUGGACGUGGUCGUGGACGUGGACGUGGACGUGGACGUGGACGUGGACUUGGACGUGGACGUGGAUGUGGUCGUGGACUUGGAAGUGGACGUGGUCGUGGACGUGGUCGUGGACGUGGACGUGGACGUGGAAGUGGACGUGGUCGUGGACGUGGACGUGGACGUGGACUUGGACGUGGUCGUGGACGUGGACGUGGACGUGGACGUGGACGUGGACGACGAGGACGUGGACGUGGACGUGGACGUGGACGUGGACGUGGAGGACGUGGACGUGGACGUGGACGUGGACGUGGACGUGGACGUGGACGUGGACGUGGACGUGGACGUGGACGUGGACGUGGAGGACGAGGACGUGGACGUGGACUUGGACGUGGACGUGGACGUGGACGUGGACUUGGACGUGGAUGUGGACGUGGACGUGGUCGUGGAUGUGGACGUGGACGUGUACGUGGACGUGGACGUGGACGUGGACGUGGACGUGGACGUGGUCGUAGACGUGGACGUGGACGUGGACGUGGACGUGGACAUGGACGUGGACGUGGACGUGGACGUGGACGUGGUCGUGGACGUGGACGUGUACGUGGAGGACGAAGACGUGGACGUGGACGUGGAGGACGAGGACGUGGACGUGGACUUGGACGUGGACGUGGACGUGGACUUGGACGUGGACGUGGACGUGGACGUGGACGUGGUCGUGGACGUGGACGUGGACGUGGACAUGUACGUGGACGUGGUCGUGGACGUGGACGUGGACAUGGACGUGGACCUGGACGUGGACGUGGACGUGGACGUGGUCGUGGACGUGGACGUGGACGUGGACGUGGUCAUGGACGUGGACGUGGACGUGGACGUGGUCGUGGACGUGGACGUGGACGUGGACGUGGUCGUGGACGUGGAGGUGGACGUGGACGUGGACUUGGACGUGGACGUGGACGUGGACGUGGACGUGGAAGUGGACGUGGUCGUGGACGUGGACGUGGACGUGGACGUGGACGUGGACGUGGACGUGGAAGUGGACGUGGACGUGGACGUGGACGUGGACGUGGACGUGGACGUGGACGUGGACAUGGACGUGGACCUGGACGUGGACGUAAACGUGGACGUGGACGUGGUCGUGGACGUGGACGUGGACGUGGACGUGGUCAUGGACGUGGACGUGGACGUGGACGUGGACGUGGACGUGGACGUGGACGUGGACGUGGACGUGGACGUGGACCUGGACGUGGACGUGGACGUGGACGUGGACGUGGUCGUGGACGUGGACGUGGACGUGGACGUGGUCAUGGACGUGGACGUGGACGUGGACGUGGUCGUGGACGUGGACGUGGACGUGGACGUGGUCGUGGACGUGGAGGUGGACGUGGACGUGGACUUGGACGUGGACGUGGACGUGGACGUGGACGUGGAAGUGGACGUGGUCGUGGACGUGGACGUGGACGUGGACGUGGACGUGGAAGUGGACGUAGACGUGGACGUGGACGUGGACGUGGACGUGGACGUGGACGUGGACGUGGACAUGGACGUGGACCUGGACGUGGACGUGGACGUGGACGUGGACGUGGUCGUGGACGUGGACGUGGACGUGGACGUGGUCCUGGACGUGGACGUGGACGUGGACGUGGUCGUGGACGUGGACGUGGACGUGGACGUGGUCGUGGACGUGGAGGUGGACGUGGACGUGGACGUGGACGUGGACGUGGACGUGGACGUGGAAGUGGACGUGGUCGUGGACGUGGACGUGGACGUGGACGUGGACGUGGUCAUGGACGUGGACGUGGUCGUAGACGUCGAAGCGGACGUGGACGUGGACGUGGACGUGGAUGCGGACGUGGACGUGGACGUGGACGUGGACGUGGAGGACGUGGACGUGGACGUGGACGUGGACGUGGACGUGGACUUGGACGUGGACUUGGACGUGGACGUGGACGUGGACGUGGACGUGGACGUGGACGUGGACGUGGACUUGGACAUGGACUUGGACGUGGACGUGGACGUGGACGUGGACGUGGACGUGGACGUGGUCGUGGACGUGGACGUGGACGUGGACGUGGACGUGGACGUGGACGUGGACGUGGAAGUGGACGUGGACGUGGACGUGGACGUGGACGUGGACGUGGACGUGGACGUGGACAUGGACGUGGACCUGGACGUGGACGUAAACGUGGACGUGGACGUGGUCGUGGACGUGGACGUGGACGUGGACGUGGUCAUGGACGUGGACGUGGACGUGGACGUGGACGUGGACGUGGACGUGGACGUGGACGUGGACGUGGACGUGGACCUGGACGUGGACGUGGACGUGGACGUGGACGUGGUCGUGGACGUGGACGUGGACGUGGACGUGGUCAUGGACGUGGACGUGGACGUGGACGUGGUCGUGGACGUGGACGUGGACGUGGACGUGGUCGUGGACGUGGACGUCGACGUGGACGUGGACGUGGACGUUGACGUGGACGUGGACGUGGACAUGGUCGUGGACGUGGACGUGGACGUGGACGUUGACGUGGACGUGGACGUGGUCGUGGACGUGGACGUGGACGUGGUCGUAGACGUGGUCGUGGACGUGGACGUGGACGUGGACGUGGAAGUGGACGUGGAGGUGGACGUGGACGUGGAGGUGGACGUGGACGUGGACUUGGACGUGGACGUGGACGUGGACGUGGACGUGGAAGUGGACGUGGUCGUGGACGUGGACGUGGACGUGGACGUGGACGUGGAAGUGGACGUAGACGUGGACGUGGACGUGGACGUGGACGUGGACGUGGACGUGGACAUGGACGUGGACCUGGACGUGGACGUGGACGUGGACGUGGACGUGGUCGUGGACGUGGACGUGGACGUGGACGUGGUCCUGGACGUGGACGUGGACGUGGACGUGGUCGUGGACGUGGACGUGGACGUGGACGUGGUCGUGGACGUGGAGGUGGACGUGGACGUGGACGUGGACGUGGACGUGGACGUGGACGUGGAAGUGGACGUGGUCGUGGACGUGGACGUGGACGUGGACGUGGACGUGGUCAUGGACGUGGACGUGGUCGUAGACGUCGAAGCGGACGUGGACGUGGACGUGGACGUGGAUGCGGACGUGGACGUGGACGUGGACGUGGACGUGGAGGACGUGGACGUGGACGUGGACGUGGACGUGGACGUGGACUUGGACGUGGACUUGGACGUGGACGUGGACGUGGACGUGGACGUGGACGUGGACGUGGACGUGGACUUGGACAUGGACUUGGACGUGGACGUGGACGUGGUCGUGGACGUGGACGUGGACGUGGACGUGGACGUGGACCUGGACCUGGACGUGGACGUUGACGUGGACUUGGACGUGGACGUGGACGUGGACGUGGUCGUGGACGUGGACCUGGACGUGGACGUGGUCGUGGACGUGGACGUGGACGUGGUCGUGGACGUGGACGUGGUCGUGGACGUCGAAGUGGACAUGGACGUGGACGUGGACGUGGACGUGGAUGCGGACGUGGACGUGGACCUUGACGUGGAGGAUGUGGACGUCGAUGUGGACGUGGACAUGGACGUGGACGUGGACGUGGACGUGGAGGACGAGGAUGUGGACGUGGACGUGGAGGACGAGGAUGACGUGGACGUGUACGUGGACGUGGUCGUGGACGUGGACGUGGACCUGGACGUGGACCUGGACGUGGACGUGGACGUGGACGUGGACGUGGUCGUGGACGGGGACGUGGACGUGGACGUGGACGACGUGGACGUGGUCGUGGACGUGGACGUGGACGUGGACGUGUACGUGGACGUGGACGUGUACGUGGACGUGGACGUGGACAUGAACGUUUACGUCUACGUGGACGUGGACGUGUACGUGGUCGUGGACGUGGACGUGGACAUGGACGUGGACGUGGAUGUGGACGUGGACAUGGACGUGGACCUGGACAUGGACGUGGUCGUGGACGUAGAACUGGACGUGGACGUGGACGUGGACGUGGUCGUGGACGUGGACGUGGACGUGGUCAUGGACGUGGACGUGGACGUGGACGUGGUCGUGGUCGUGGACGUGGACGUGGACGUGGUCGUGGACGUGGACGUGGACGUGGACGUGGUCGUGGACGUGGACGUGGACGUGGUCGUGGACGUGGACGUGGACGUGGACGUGGUGGUGGACGUGGUGGUGGACGUAGACGUGGACGUGGACGUGGACGUGGUGGUGAACGUGGUCGUGGACGUGGACGUGAACGUGGACGUGGUUGUGGACAUGGACGUGGACGUGGACGUGGACGUGGUCGUGGUCGUGGACGUGGACGUGGACGUGGACGUGGUCGUGGACGUGGUCGUGGACGUGGACGUGGACGUAAUUUUUUUGUCUGAUUAA
Molecule: messenger RNA, 9543 nt
Organism: Closterium sp. NIES-65
Lineage: Eukaryota; Viridiplantae; Streptophyta; Zygnematophyceae; Desmidiales; Closteriaceae
Source: the annotation of a GenBank genome assembly